This is a messenger RNA of Phyllopteryx taeniolatus (common seadragon), 5043 nucleotides long. It is a transcript of the gene rps6ka1, whose product is annotated as ribosomal protein S6 kinase a, polypeptide 1. Lineage: Eukaryota; Metazoa; Chordata; Actinopteri; Syngnathiformes; Syngnathidae. Gene Ontology annotation, biological process: positive regulation of DNA-templated transcription; protein phosphorylation; intracellular signal transduction. Bases 936 to 3152 code for a protein of 738 amino acids. Gene Ontology annotation, molecular function: ATP binding; ribosomal protein S6 kinase activity; magnesium ion binding. The record is from RefSeq and is a predicted model, not a curated record. The transcript is spliced from 21 exons.
UUUUUUCAUUGGACAACACUGAAGAUUGCUUGUCUUCAGCUAACUGUUUGCGGGUUUUGUUGUGCAUCACCUUCCUUCUGGACAGGUGAUUCUCACGCACCAGGCUGGCUGCGUAAUAUGUGGUGACAGGCUCACAAAAGGCCUUCAAAACUGCCCCCCCAAAAAACUACUGAGCACCUUGCUUCCAUUUCCAACAUCGUAUCUUUGUGAAGCGGGAUUUUCUACAAUGAUGACAACCAAAACGAAAUUACAGCGUAGAAAAAAAGUAUCACUAGUUCUCUCCCAUUACCCUAAAAUGAGACUCAUUAAAGAGAAACACGUGCACUAAUUACAACUACAUUCAGCUUAAGGGUAGGGUGUUUUUUUGUAUCAAUAAUUAGUUUCUAUUCCUUUCUAUGCUGGUCUAUCAGAAUAUUACUUUGCAUGAAGCCAGUCCAUGGGACAAAAAAGGUUGGGGACCGCUGAUUUGAAACACGUGUGGUGCUUGUAAAGUCAUCUUUUAAAAUUUGGAAAAGUGCUUACAUUUGAGUGCGUGUGCAUUAGGAUGAAGCAAGGGUCACUUGAGGACCAUUUUUAGGAGACAGGAUGAGCAAGGUUUGACAAUUAGGAGAGGAACAUGCCUGACAUCCGACAGGAAAAUUCCCAUUAAGAGAUCCGAUGCGUCUCCUCUUCCUGCCUUUUGACUUUAAAAAUAAAAAAUGAUGUUUUGACUUGAGGACGAUGCAUUGACUGUAAUAGGUGUCUACUCUUACAAUCUUGUAUUUUUUUCGGAGUGUUUUGGUUGUGUGUGCCUUCUUUGGUGCAGGACUGUGAAAACGAAGGCAACCUCUUCCUUCCUGUUUGCCUACUUAUGGUUCCUGUUCAGCUGCACUCAGUCAGUCUGAGGAGCACAACACACGAGUUGAAAAGGCCCUUAGAGUGUAACUACUUGGGACAUGGGACCCGGGGCGAGAUUCAAACUGAGUCGCUUUCUCCCCUUCUACCUGUCCAAAAAGACCAAAGGCUUGGCGGCGGCUGCAGACACUUUGCCUGCACUGAAAUACUGGACACCGGACGAUGACGAAAUCAAGGAAAUCAACAUCACUCAUGUGGUCAAAGAGGGUUCGGAAAAAGCAGACGCUUCUCACUUUGAACUGCUCAAAGUGUUGGGUCAAGGCUCUUUUGGGAAGGUGUUCCUGGUGCGCAAGGUGACUCCUCCUGAUGACAACCAGCUCUAUGCCAUGAAGGUCCUCAAGAAGGCCACACUCAAGGUGAGAGAUCGUGUGAGGACCAAGAUGGAGAGAAACAUCCUGGCUGAUGUCAACCACCCGUUCAUUGUCAAGCUACACUACGCUUUCCAGACUGAAGGCAAACUCUACUUGAUCCUUGACUUCCUCCGGGGAGGCGAUCUCUUCACCCGACUGUCUAAAGAGGUGAUGUUCACAGAGGAGGAUGUCAAGUUUUACCUUGCAGAACUGGCGCUGGGCCUUGACCACCUCCACAGCUUCGGCAUUAUGUACAGAGACCUGAAGCCUGAAAACAUUCUCCUGGAUGAGGAAGGCCACAUCAAACUCACAGAUUUUGGUCUGUGCAAAGAAGGCAUUGACCACCAUGAGAAGGCCUACUCCUUCUGUGGCACUGUGGAGUACAUGGCACCUGAGGUGGUCAACAGGGGAGGACACACCCACAGCGCCGACUGGUGGUCAUUUGGAGUACUGAUGUUUGAAAUGUUGACUGGAUCGCUGCCCUUUCAUGGGAAAGAUCGCAAAGAAACGAUGAACAUGAUUCUCAAGGCGCGUCUGGGAAUGCCUCAGUUCCUCAGCGCAGAGGCACAGUCUCUGCUCAGGGCUCUGUUCAAGAGGAACCCCGCCAACAGACUGGGAUCGGGUCCAGACGGAGCAGAGGAGAUCAAACGUCAUGGAUGGUUUUCCAACAUUGACUGGAAUAAACUGUUCCGCAGAGAAGUAAAACCUCCAUUCAAACCGGCAGUGGCGCGUCCCGACGACACGUUCUACUUUGACUCUGAGUUCACCUCCCGCACUCCUAAAGACUCUCCUGGCGUGCCGCCGAGUGCCGGAGCUCACCAGCUCUUCCGAGGCUUUAGCUUUAUCGCGUCAAGUCUGUUGGAGGAGGAAGGUUCAUCGGAGCCUGUGCAGCCCCCGCCGCACCCAGUGGUCCAGCAGCUGCAUGGGAAGAACUUGUUGUUCAGCGAUGGCUACGUGCUGAAGGAGGACAUCGGGAUGGGCUCCUUCUCUGUGUGUAAGCGAUGUAUCCACAAGGCCACCAACACGGAAUACGCCGUCAAGAUGAUCGACAAGACCAGUACAGACCCCUCCGAGGAGAUCGAGAUCCUGCUUCGAUACGGACAGCACCCCAAUAUCAUAACGCUGAAGGAUGUGUACGACACCGGCAGGCAGGUGUUCCUGGUGACGGAGCUGAUGCGCGGAGGAGAGCUGCUAGAUCGGAUCCUCAAGCAGAAGUCCUUCUCGGAGAGGGAGGCCAGCGCCGUGUUGCACACCAUCACCAAGACUGUGGAAUACCUGCACUCGCAGGGGGUGGUGCACAGAGACCUGAAGCCCAGCAACAUCCUCUACGUGGACGAGUCGGGGAACCCGGAGUCCAUUCGGAUCUGCGACUUUGGCUUUGCCAAGCAGCUACGCGCCAACAACGGCCUGCUCAUGACCCCGUGCUACACCGCCAACUUUGUGGCUCCCGAGGUGUUGAAGCGUCAAGGCUAUGAUGAGGGCUGUGAUAUCUGGAGUUUGGGAGUUUUGCUGUACACCAUGCUGGCCGGUUUUACUCCAUUCGCCAACGGACCUGAGGACACUCCCAAUGAGAUCCUGAACAGGAUAGGCAACGGUCACUUCAGUUUGUCUGGAGGCAACUGGGACACUGUGUCCGACGCUGCUAAGGACCUAGUGUCCAAGAUGCUCCACGUCGACCCGCAUCAGAGACUGACCGCCAAGCAGGUCCUCAGGCACCCGUGGAUCGUCCAGAGAGACAAACUCCCCAACAGCCAGCUCCCACACCAGGACCCCAAACUGGUCAAGGGCGCCAUGGCCGCCACAUACUCGGCCCUGAAGAACUCGCAGCCCACCCCCGAGCUCAAGCCCAUCGAGAGCUCCUUCCUGGCACAGCGUCGUGUCAAGAAACUUCCGUCCACCUCCCUGUAGACACUCUCUGCGCAGCCCCUGCUGGGAGAAAGAACCCCACCAACCCAACCACCCACCUAACCAACCAGCUCGCUUGGGAGGGCACUACCAGCCAAGGAACACUGACCGUGACCCUGAAACCCCCCUGAAAGAACGCAUGUUGUGAUGGCUAGCUGAUCGCCAUUGUAGUGGACCAGCCAAAGAAUAUGGAUGGGGGGGGGGGGGGGGGGGAGGUUUGUAAUGUGUGUGUGUGUGUGUGUGUUUGUGUGUGUAUUCCUGCAUGACCACCAUGCCACACAAGGCCGCUCAGCCAUCGUUGGAAGUCGUUCAGCUUGCUGCACGUUGAUCUAUCUGCUUGUUUUUGUCUGUAUGUGUAUGCAUGUGUGCGUGUGUGUGUAAAGAUGAUGAGCUUUACAUUAGCAGCUUUGCACUGCUAAAUCCCUCUGUGCCGCCAGCACAAAGGCUGCAGUACUGUCCAAAAUGCUGUUUGUUUUUUUGUUGGUUUUUUUUCUCUUCGUGGGGGGAGGGGGGUUAGUAAUGUGAAUAAAAGAAUAUAUAAAAAUAUAUAUUUCUGCCAUAAAUGCCUCUUUUGGCUGUGGUAGUGCCAGAACAUUCUGGCAAAUGUCCAUUUUUUUGUUCAUGUCGAUCUUUUACAGUGUCAGUUGCAUGACUUGCAGUGUGUGCGGUUUCUUUCUCAGUUUUAUUUGACGACACAUUUCGUACACUGGUGGCGUUCUGAGAAAGAGACUUGGCAUGUUUAAACGUCUAUAUUGGCUUUGUGUUUUUCUUUUCUUUUUUUCGAAUUACAUUUUGAAGGCUGUUUCCUGUGCUGGCUGCUUUCGGUGUUGAUUUUUGUCCAUGGAAAAUAGCGCAAGACAAACUUGAACACAUUGGAUGCAUGUGUUUUUAAAAAAAAAAAAAAAAGGUCUCGUGUCAAGCCUGUUUUUCUCUUCAUAUAUUGUAUUGACUAGUCACAAAAAGAAGUAUUGGGCUUUCAGGGAAAAUUUGAGGAUUAACCUAAUUUGCACUAUAUAACCUUUACAGUUGAACUUAAUUUGACCUCUAAAUUUGGGAAUGCACAGUUGUACAUGUUCACUUUUUCAUUCUUGAAGCCCUUUUUGCACAACUUGCUGUUCUCUAAAAAGGAGCUGAACUUCAAAAUCCACAACAGGCAUUUAAUCCAUUCAAAUUUCCAAGGGCCUCCACAUUGACUUUCUGUGACUCUUCCAGUCUCCCUUUGUGUUAAAAUUCACAAAAGGUUUUUGAUCCAUGAAUCGACGGAGCACUUUCCGGGUUCAAUUAGAAUCAUCAUGUAAACUGUCCUCUUGAUCAUGCCGUUCGCAUUUUGAUGUCACGAGACCUAGAUGACACCCAACAAUUGAUAAACAGUACACAGGAUUAAUCUCAUAGGGAAAUGGCCACUAAAUUUAGCAUGUCAUCAGCAGGUUGCAACAGCGGGACUGGUAGAGUCACUAAUAUUUCACCCGAAAGGCCAUAUUCCUAACUUUUUGGGGGGUGGGGGUUGUGUAUCUGUCAAGUCACUGUUUGCAAGACACUGCUCUGUUUCCACUUUCCAUUUUUUUUUUUUUUUUUAAAUUCUCAAUGACAUCCAAGUGUACGCUUCCCAGGGUAGGUCUUGCUCUCAGCUCGGUGCCUAAAGGCCUACUUGGUGGGGAACGUGUCGAAUGUUUUGCAUAAAAGAAGGGAAGAGUUGUGUGGCUCCGUAAUUGUCCGCCCAGGUUUCUUACCUCAAAAGAGAUCAUAAAGCUCUGUCAUUUUUUUUCUUGGUGGUGGCAAAAAAAAACAAAAAACAUUGUUCCUUUGACUAAAUGUGUGGUGUGUCUUGUGUGUAUGAUAAAGAUGAAGAUUUUUAUAUCUUACAAAAUAUUAAAGAUUCAGUUGCUACAGUAAA